This is a messenger RNA of Tribolium castaneum (red flour beetle), 1403 nucleotides long. RefSeq lists its product as uncharacterized. The transcript is spliced from 7 exons. The record is from RefSeq and is a predicted model, not a curated record. Bases 111 to 1364 code for a protein of 417 amino acids. Lineage: Eukaryota; Metazoa; Arthropoda; Insecta; Coleoptera; Tenebrionidae.
UAUCUUUUAUCAAUGUUACUAUUAUUUCGUUUCUUAAACGCUACGAAAAUCUGAAACUCGUAUUUACCUACAAAGUUGAAGUGAUUAGACGAAUUUAUUUAUCCCUGAAGAUGAAGUAUUAUUUUGUACUUAUAUCUUUGCCAAUAAUUUUAUCAAAUGGUUAUGUUAUUACGUUGAAAAAUCUGACACACAUACAUUGCGUUAAUGACAAUCCGGAUUCUGCCGUAUACGUUUUACCAAUUGAAAGAAAAACAAAUUCACUAAAGGAUGUGGAUUUGAAGACAUGGGAGAAUGAAUGGAUUAGGAAAAACGCUACAAAUUUACCCUUAGGACCACUUACUGACAAAAGAUGGGAAGAUCUUCCGUUUCCUGAUGCAACUAGAUUAAAAUAUACUUCGGCAUUGGAUUCCUCCUUUUCCUUUUCGGUGUUUUCUAGCACAAGUUGGACAGCUCGAUUACUUAUGAGUAAUGAUUUCUCUCCAAUGGAUUAUAAAGGAGUGGGAGACGUAAACAAAUGGAGUCACUACAGUAUUGUCUUAAGUAAAAAUUCAACAUAUAUUUACAAAAACAGUAAUAUUGAAUACUGGGAGAGAGAGUUUAAAGCUAGGUAUUUAACUCUUGAAAGCUCAGAGAAAAUUCUUUGGAGACCACACUUUUAUGAUUUCCUAUGGUCAAAUUCUACAAGUGAAAAACCGUCCGUUUUAGAAAUCGGUCAAAAGGAAACGACGUGUUUGCUGUUAUAUACAUCAUUGUGUCCAGAAUGUUUUUUAGAAGUUAGAGUCAACAAUGGAGACAGCUUUAGAAUUAUCCAGAAUGAGCUAAAAAAAAAUAGUGUGCAGUUUUGGCAAACCCACAAAAUUUAUAUCGAUCCAGCAAAAAGAGUUAGGGUAUCAGUUAAUAAAAAAGCAUUUAAUCAAAAUGUCGAUGGGUAUUGGGCGAUGGAUAUUAAAUUAUGCGAGGGUCACACAGAAUUUUCAAAUUUUGACACAAUAACAAACACCAUCUGUUACGAAUUAAAUAACAAUUUUAAAAGUAGCUUUAAUUUGGACGCCAUAAGACAUAAACCUGGAAUUCUAGUUAUUGGAGACAAUAUCAAGAACAACAUUUAUUGCUGGGAUGUCCUUGGAAAAAAAUUUCCUAAAUGCGAAAAGCAUAAAAUCUGUGCGGAAAGCAACCAGUGUUAUUGUUCUUGGGGUUUUGAAGGAGAAAACUGCACUGAUCGGUGUGCAAGUGGAAGACGAGGCAUGUCAUGCCAAGAGCGAAUUCUUCCAUAUGGUACACAAAUCUCCACGGGAUGGAAAGCAAGUGUUCCAGCAUCAGUGAUAAUUUUAAUUUUUCUUAUACAUACUGUAAAAUUAUUAUAGUGAUUUAUUAAUAGUACAAAAUAAAUUUCUAGAAAAAUA